AUGGUUUACCUAAGUCGCCCUUGGACUCCCGCCAUGAAUCCUUUCUACAUUGGCCCGUAUCCGAGAUGCGCCGUUUGUCCGUGUGACUUUGACAUUUACAAAGGAUACACUCCUGGCGGCUGGCAUAGUCGUUGCUAUCACAGCUAUUGAAGAACCUCUGUCAAAGACCUAAGAAAGAAAUCAAGAAGAAAAAAAUAUAUAAAUUGCAAGACUAUAAAAGUUUAGGACCUUAUUUAGCCAACAUACAUAUAUGUAAAUGAAAAACAAAUAAAAAAAUUGUAAAUUUCCAACAAAA
Messenger RNA from Drosophila takahashii, 295 nucleotides. RefSeq lists its product as uncharacterized. The record is from RefSeq and is a predicted model, not a curated record. NCBI's taxonomy places the organism in Eukaryota, Metazoa, Arthropoda, Insecta, Diptera, Drosophilidae.